AUGUCAACUGAUAAGUUAUUUAACUUUUUAAAAGCCGUGGAGACGGUUAAAAAAGACUAUACAUGUGGACAUUGCAAAGAAAUGUGCGUAAAACCUGUUACACUUAGCUCUUGUUUUCAUAUGAUUUGUUCAAAUCACUUUCGAGACUUAAAACUCUGUCCCACAUGCAAGAUUCCGCUUGAUGGUUGUAUUACAUAUGUAGACGAACAAUUGGAAACAUGUGUUGAAUCUAUUAAGGAACUCAAUAAAUUGUGUAAAGAUUUGAGACCGACCAAUAUAGAAGCGUCUAAAGCAGCAAAAAAUUCAAAGAGUAAUAAAAAAUCUGAAUCAGGUCAUGAAAAUAAACAGAAAGUUUUAAAAUCAGAUAAAAACACCUCUUUAUUAUCCAAUAUAAAUACUAAAGGUAUUGAGAAAAAGAAUAGUAAAGGCGAAACUGUUCUUCAUGUAGCGUGCAGACUAGGUAAAGUUGACAGAGCUAUGGACUUGCUAAAUAUGGGGGCCAAUUCCAAUACAAAAGACAAUGCUGGUUGGACACCACUACAUGAGGUCGUUCAAAAUGGCAAUUUAGAAUUAGUCAGACUUCUGUUGCAAUUUAACACCCUUAUAGAUGUUCCAGGGCAGAAUAAUGAGACACCUCUUCAUGAAGCUAUUAGGUAUAGUCAUGUAGAUAUUGCUACAGAAUUAGUUAAGAAUGGUGCGGACCUAGAAGCACGAAAUUGUAAAGGGGAAACCCCAUUACAGUUAGCCUCAGAAGAAAUAAAAUCUAUUUUAUUAGAAGCUGCUGAAGAUUUACAGCAAACACAAGGUGUUAAUAUUUCACAUAUUGCAAAUAUUCAUUCCGAAUUAGAUUUUGAUGACAUAAGAGUAUUCUGUUUAUCUCAUGUUCGGUCCGUUUCAAACAAGUUGAAGCUAUUAGCUAAGCGUCAUUCUAAUUUACAUCUAGAAACAAAAUUUACAAAGAAAGUAACUCAUUUAGUAACAGAUGAAGAGGAUGGUGUCUGUGUACCCAGCAUAGAUAUAUUACAAGGGAUUGUAUAUGGUAUUUGGAUUUUAUCAAGCCAAUGGGUAAACAAAUCAACCGAGGACUCUUUGGAACACUUUGAAGAGUAUGAAGUAAAGGGUAUUGGCAAUAAGUUAUAUAGAGGCCCUAAAAUUUCCAGAUACAACAAAUACAAACAGUUGCCAGGCCUCUUUGACGGCUGCCAUUUCUAUUUACACAAUUUUACAACCUCAUAUGAACUCUCCAAAACUCUUGUAUUGACAAAAGCAAUUUUAUCCAAAUUGAUAACAGAUGCUAGUGGCAUUGUAUUACGGCGUGUACCUAAUCCAGAAUUAAUUCCGGAUUCUGAAAAACUUAUUCCAUAUCAUGCUAAGAAGGGUGGUAAAUUGGAGAUAUGCUCACAUUACAUUAUUUUCAAAGAUACCUAUCAACCAAUGUACAAUAUGGCACACAUCAAAGCAUUACCUCUCGGAUGGCUCAUAGAAUGUUUAGAAAAAUAUGAAUUAUGUGAUCCAUGA
Molecule: messenger RNA, 1518 nt
Organism: Pieris macdunnoughi
Lineage: Eukaryota; Metazoa; Arthropoda; Insecta; Lepidoptera; Pieridae
Source: the annotation of a GenBank genome assembly